AAAUAAAGCAUAUUGGGUCCUCCCCUCCUCUCCCUCAAUUCUCUGUUACAGAUCCCUAUUGUAUCUGUUUUGCAAUUGCCCCUUUGCUCUUUAUAGCUUUCUCAGGCGUUUGCUCUCUUUUUCUUUAUUUCAUUCAUUCAUUUUCAGAGCUUUUGAGGAAACGAGGAAGCAGAGGAAGAAGACUACGACGACGACGACGAUAACUACUCUGGUUUCGGACUUCCUGUUAUUGAUUUGAGUUUGUUUUUUCUGAUUUGUUGUGAAUGGCUGGAAUUUGCUGCGAACUUGUUGAGAGUGAGACAUCGGCCCCGAUGGAGCCGACCUCACGGACCUUAAAGCGUCGGAAAAUGGAGCUCAUGCCGUUUAAAUUUAUGGCUGAUGUUUCUGUUUCAUCGCCGGUGGAGUGCUCUCGGAAGCGCCAUAAGCUCGAUCUCUGUUCACCUUCGUCUUCGUCUGCAUCUUCGUUGUUGUUACAGAGCAAGCGCGAUAGCAGAGUCGAAAGCUGUGAAUCGAAGUCUCAAGAGGAAAACGAAGGAGCCAAGUGUAAUAAAGAAGCUUGGCGUUUGAAUAAUCAUGAUGGUGAGAAAUCAACGAACGACGCCGUACAGGUGUAUAGCCCUAAGUUCGGGAUGACUUCGGUUUGUGGAAGGAGGAGGGAUAUGGAAGACGCUGUUUCGAUUCAUCCAGGUUUUAUCCAACACGAAGGUUCAUCAGCUUCCAAUCAAAAUCUUCAUUUCUAUGGCGUUUUCGACGGCCAUGGUUGCUCUCAUGUGGCUUUCAAGUGUAAGGAUCGGUUGCAUGAGAUUGUGAAGGAAGAGGUCGAAGUCGAAAAAGUAGAUGAGCCUGUUGUGCAGUGGAAAGAGACGAUGGAAAAAAGCUUUGAGCGAAUGGACAAGGAGAUCCAGGAAUGGUGUGACGGUAUUAAGACCUCUAAUUGCCGAUGCGAGCUUCAAACUCCGCAGUGCGACGCCGUUGGAUCUACCGCAGUCGUCGCCAUCGUAACGCCGGAGAAAAUCAUCGUUUCGAAUUGUGGCGAUUCCCGCGCUGUGCUUUGCCGGAACGGGGUCGCGAUUCCACUUUCUUCCGAUCAUAAGCCGGAUCGGCCCGACGAACUGGUUCGGAUUGAAGCCGCCGGGGGGCGCGUGAUCUAUUGGGAUGGACCGAGAGUUCUAGGAAUGCUGGCCAUGUCCAGGGCCAUCGGCGAUAAUUAUCUGAAACCGUACGUCAUAUCGGAACCGGAGGUGAUGAUAACUGAUCGGACCGACGACGACGAGUGCUUGAUACUGGCGAGCGAUGGUCUCUGGGACGUGGUGUCGAACGACACGGCCUGCGGUGUCGUUCGCAUGUGUCUUCGUGCUCAGAGACAACCAUCGCCGCCGGGAUCACCGGGAAGCGAAGCGGUGGUGAGGUCUGCCGCCUCUUGUGAGAAUUCCGAUAAGGCGUGCUCGGAUGCAUCUAUUUUGCUCACCAAAUUGGCACUGGCUAGGCACAGUACGGAUAACGUGAGUGUUGUGGUGGUGGAUUUGAGAAGAAAUUAUAAUCAAGUAUAGUCUCUUAUAGAAAGAUAACAAAUACUAAUCUUUUUUUUUAGCCAAAAUGAAAAAAAAAAAAAAAAAUCCAACAUUUUAUAAGGAAAAGAAGUUGCGAAAGGGAACGUCUUUGUUAAUCUUAAUUGUAAGUUGUAUAUUGCCAUUUUCUCUCAUUGCCCAAAAAGGAAAAAAAAUGGAGGGAAAAGAAAAAAAUUCCAUGAAAAUUUAUUUUCGAGUCUGGUUCUGGGUUUUUUUAGGUUUCUCCCUUUUUAUUUUUAUUUUUUUGUUUUCGAGAAGUGCUCGGAAUGUUGCAAAAAAAAAAUUUUUGCAGCUACUUGAUGUUUGCAUUUGCGGGCUAAAAUAGUAAAUAUAUUGUUUACUACACCAGAUUGCAAUU
Messenger RNA from Ziziphus jujuba (common jujube), 1926 nucleotides. RefSeq names its product protein phosphatase 2C 37. The record is from RefSeq and is a predicted model, not a curated record. Gene Ontology annotation, molecular function: cation binding; protein serine/threonine phosphatase activity. The transcript is spliced from 3 exons. NCBI's taxonomy places the organism in Eukaryota, Viridiplantae, Streptophyta, Magnoliopsida, Rosales, Rhamnaceae. Gene Ontology annotation, cellular component: nucleus; cytosol. The coding region runs from base 264 to 1550 and encodes 428 amino acids. Gene Ontology annotation, biological process: protein dephosphorylation.